Messenger RNA from Penicillium manginii, 348 nucleotides. RefSeq lists its product as uncharacterized. Lineage: Eukaryota; Fungi; Ascomycota; Eurotiomycetes; Eurotiales; Aspergillaceae. The record is from RefSeq and is a predicted model, not a curated record. Bases 1 to 348 code for a protein of 115 amino acids. The transcript has 2 exons.
AUGUCAAACUUCUUCCGCAGGGCCUCUGAUGUCUUCAAGCAUCACCCGCGCAACGACUCUAUCGAUUCCGCCAACUCAGGAAAGUCUCCCACACAAGAGGCGCCCGACCCACAGCCUGUAUCGAGUAAUCGAAGCUCUCAGAGCGAUGCAGUGCCAGGUAAUAAACUUCGGCGCAAAAGUCAACAGCUCUGGGGAUUUGGUCGCCAGCAGGAUCCAGAGGCACAGAAAAAGCGUCAACUGAGUCAGGAUGAGAAGGAUCGGCUUAAUUUCGCAGCAGCAAGAAAAUACUCGAGCGCUCGGCGACGAAGUCAGGGCGCUGGUAUUGGGUUUGAGGGUGGAUGGCAGUGA